Molecule: messenger RNA, 2719 nt
Organism: Caenorhabditis auriculariae
Lineage: Eukaryota; Metazoa; Nematoda; Chromadorea; Rhabditida; Rhabditidae
Source: the annotation of a GenBank genome assembly
AUGGUCCUUCGCCUGGAUCUUCUGCGCGAAGUUCAUCCAGUUGUGCCUCGACGAGAUCAGGAUGUAGCAGAUCUUGUGCUGGAGCCCGGAUACCGUGCUCCAGGUGGAAGCCCCGAAAAGAGCAGUUUUCUUUGUUGUUUUGGGCCAUCCGCUUACAGCAAGAACUUUCAGACAAAGUACAAACUUUUCUUGAGAGGAGGAUCUCAAAAAAAUUCAAAAAUUCUGGUUACAGCCUGUAACCAGAAUUUUUGUAACUUACAGGGAAAAAAAUUGACGGAAAUUGACCGGUUAGGAGAAGGUCAAUAUUUUGGUCGAAUCGGUGGAAACAGGUUUUCUUUGAUUGAUACGGUAGGUGAAGGCUUUAGGAAGGCCUCAAGCCUCUCGGCCAUUUUCUAAGCCCAAAAGGAGCAUUUUUUUUCUAGUCGAAUAUCAAGUUUUUUUUUUAUAAAAAGCUAUGAUUUUAAAAGUAAAAAGAAUUUUUUGAUGAAAAUGUUUUUAAUAAAAUUAAAAAUUGUUGUCCGAGCCCGGGCCGCCCGGCCUGACGCACAAGCCUGCUGAAAACUAAAAAAGGAGUCUACAGAUCGAAUUUUGGUACAUGUGCGCUCCAACGGGAAUGGAACAGCUUCUGGUGUGGAUUUACCUCGGACAUUGUUAACGCGAAACUGACGUGCUGCGGACGUUUCUGGGCACUUCUAGGGAUCACAUAAGAGUCUGACGCUACUAAACUGGUCACUAGAAAUUCUCUGACACGUCCGAUACGCGUCCGUUUCGCGUUACCGAUACCCGAGUACGUUUUUUUGUUCAUUAAUUCAUCAAAGUCAUUGAAUUGAUCAUCCAUUACAAUCGCAGCUUGGAUAAAAAGUUUUUCACAGAUUUCUCUGAGCUGAUUUUGUAGCGAAAGUUAAAAUCGUUUUUUUAAAAAAUUUUGAAUUUUUUCGAAAAGUGCCGUCUUUGGAAAAAAAAUCCUAUCGUCAAUCUAGGAAUGAUAGUUCAAUGGAGAAAUCUGUGACCGAUCAAGCCGGGAUCAAAUUUCAUCAGCCCUGUGGCCAUUUCUCAUUCAUUUUCUCAUUUUCCUUUCUUUUUACACUUUCAAGGAUCAUUUAUGUAUUUUUUUCUCUUUUUUUAAUUUUUUUUUUCUUUAUCCGUCAUAUUUUAAUUACUAAAGUAUGUAAUGAGACUAUUGAACCUUUAGUUCCUAUUUCAACUUAGCGACAUAGUUUCUUGUUUUAAUGAACAUGAAAUAUGAUUUCAAAAAAGUUUUCAUUAUUUGUAUUUCAUACUCUCUUUUCAGCUUCGGAAAGUUUCAAUCAAAUGAUAAAAUAAGUGAACUAUGUCGUCAUUUCCUGUAAAAACUAUUAUUAAACUAUAAUAAAUUCCACCACUUUUAAAUAGAUGUCUUCAUUUUUGAAUUUUCCUUAUAUUCGCUUAAUGGAUAGGUCUAUUAACAACUUAAUAAUGAAAAAGAAGCUUCAGGGAGGGAAAAGAAAUUCGUUUAAUGAAAAAUUUCAAUUUUCGGGUAAUGGUAAGAUAAGAUGAUGCUUUGCAGUCAUUGAGCUCUUCUACAGAGAAAUUUGAAUAGUUUUCAGUUUUUUUAUUUUUAUGUUAUAACCAAAAAGUUAUGAGUCCCCAAUCGGGUUACUGUAACUCUGGCCAUGACGUGAAUUUUGAGCGAUUUCUUUGACAAAAUCUUGUUUUUCCGUCAUCCAACUGCUAUUAUCUAAAUAAAAUGCAAAAUUGAUUUUUGAUUUCGUACCUGUUUUAGUUACAAAAAAAACGUGAGAUUUUUUUGAUGUUCAGUUUCGUUGGAUUCACUUACAAGUAAGAAUAGCUGCCGAGAUAAACGCGAGUUCGUCAAUGUACCGCCAGCGUCUCAUGUUUAUCUCGCGAAUUAUUCUUAGUUAGGGUUAUUUGAAUAAGAUGAUCAAAAUGAAUAUUCGGCUUACUACAUUUUUGCCUUUUAAGACCUAAACAUGUUUCUUAGCUUUCAGUUGGACUCAGUUUAGCCUUGAAAGUAAUUAUCUAUUUCUACAAUUCUGAAUUCCUGUUGGUUAACUGUCGAAUUUUAUUGCUGAUAUCCUUAGCUUUCAAAAACCAUUUCUCAACCGUGAAUCUAACUUUCUGAAGAACUAUUUUAUAAAUGAAACUGUUUUGAGAUUGUCAUGUUUACCGAAUCUGUUUUUUUAGCUUUGUUAAUUCAGUUCUCGAUCAAAUUCUCUCUGGAUUUAAAGAUUUUUGAGCUUUGUAAAUCAGUAACUUCAAAACCUAGUAUAACCUUCUUUAAAAUCUGUAUCGAUUUCAUUGAACUUUGAAAAGAUUUUUAUCGAGCAUGUAGCCUACACAUUCGGCGCGCCACCUACAGUACCCACUGACGUCGUCGGUCGAGCGUCUCAGACGACCGCCCACCUCACACGACUCCUUAUAAGUUAGAGCCUCUGGCCGGUCUCAAACCAACUUCUCUUGCUACCUUUCCAACCUUCUCUUCCUUCUCAAGAACCUCAACAUGUCCAACUACAAAAUUCUGGCGAUUCUGGCGAUUGUCCUUGUGACGCUGGUGUCCGUCGAGGCGCAGCUCUUCGGGGGCUGGAGCCAGCCUUCGUGGGGCUACUCGGCGAGCGGCGUCGGCGUCGACUCCAACGGCAACACCUUCGAAGGCACUCCUCAGAACGGCAUCUACCUGUUCUGCAACGGCCACGGAUGUCCCGGACGUGGUCGCAAGUAA